AGGCGUCGCCUCCUCUUUUCCCCUCUCUUCCUCUUCCUCCUUCUCACAUCUCGCGUAGACAAGGAGAUAACGUGUGAGCUUUCUUCCUUUUUUUUUCUAAUUUCUGCCGAUUUUGGGGGAGAAAAGAAACCCUGAUGGAGGCGGCUGCGGCGACGAUGCUGGAGGCCGGGGUGGGGCGGUUCCGGGCGCCGAACCUGGCGGCGCUGCUGGCCGAGAUGUGGGCGCCGCUGGCCGUGGCGCUGGCGGCGAUGGCGACGCUGCCCAGCCUGCUCGGCAGGCUGCAGGUGCUCAUCCUCCGCCUCCGCUCCCGCGGGAAGGAGGUCAUCUCCUCGCACAUCUCCACCUACUACUCCUCCGGGGACGAGGACUCCGACUACUCCGAUGGCGAUGAUGACGAGGACGACGAAGACGAGAGCUCCGAAGACGAAGCGGCCACCAGCUCUUCCGGCGAAGAGGACUCUGGAAGGAGGGCACUGGGGUACUUCGAGGGCGCCGCCGAGGGGAUCGACGGCUGCUUCCCGUGGGGCGGCGCCGUCGUGCGGACGUGGCAGGAGCGGUUCUCCUGCGGCGGCGGAGGAGCUAGAUUUGGAUCCGCGGGUGGGGAACCGCCGGCGGUGACGCUUUGGGGUGCCAGCUCGGCGAGCGGCGACCAGGCGUGGUGGGAAGCCGAUGACAGCGGCCGCAGGUCGGUCGCCGAGGCAGAAGCGCCCGUGGUCGUUGGGUGGCGGCGCGAGCACGCCGUGCGGCGGCGGCAGCGGCUCCUCCCGUUCUGCGCUCGGCGGAGUGAAAGACGGGACGGGAUGGUAGGUGUGGCCGUGUGAAUAUGCUUUGGCUGAGAUGCCGAUUCCCGGCUGGUCCCACCUGUCAGUGGGAUGAUCAAAGGAGGGUUGGGUUGUUUAGGAGCUGUGGUGGCGAUGAUUAUUGUUCAAACUUUUGCUUAUCUCUGAAAGAAGAUUACAAAAUCGGAGGAGCUGUGUCUACAAAGCUCCUGUUGCUCGCUUGAUCUUCAAUCGAAGAUUUGUACUACUACCUCACCAUUCUUUGAGAUGGAAAUGGAAAUGCUCUAAUGCAUGACUCUUUCUUCCAAAA
Molecule: messenger RNA, 1089 nt
Organism: Brachypodium distachyon (stiff brome)
Lineage: Eukaryota; Viridiplantae; Streptophyta; Magnoliopsida; Poales; Poaceae
Exons: 1
Coding region: 135-821 (228 amino acids)
Source: RefSeq, a predicted model, not a curated record